AUGGCUGACAUUACCUGUGUGACUGACAUUAUAUAUAUGGCUGACAUUAAAUGUAUGGCUGACAUUAAAUGUAUGGCUGACAUUAAAUGUAUGGCUGACAUUAAAUGUAUGGCUGACAUUAAAUGUAUGGCUGACAUUACAUAUAUGGCUGACAUUACAUAUAUGGCUGACAUUACAUGUGUGGCUGACAUUAAAUAUAUGGCUGACAUUACAUGUGUGGCUGACAUUAAAUAUAUGGCUGACAUUACAUGUAUGGCUGACAUUACAUGU
This is a messenger RNA of Candidula unifasciata, 270 nucleotides long. The record is from the annotation of a GenBank genome assembly. NCBI's taxonomy places the organism in Eukaryota, Metazoa, Mollusca, Gastropoda, Stylommatophora, Geomitridae.